UUCGUGACGUGUACGCUACGUACGCUUUAUCAAGCGUCUUCCCGCGCGGCAAUCUUCCCAGUCUCUCCGCUCCUCGAUCGUAGCUCUUCUUCUGGUCUUUUUGCUUAAUUUGCAGUACUCGAAUUCGCUGCCAUGUCUUCUGAAGAAGGGAAGCUUUUCGUGGGAGGGCUCAACUUCAACACCGAUGAGCAGGCUCUGGAAGACCACUUCAGCAGCUUCGGUCCUAUUUCCGAGGUGGUCGUUGUCAAGGACCGGGAGACUCAGCGAUCCCGGGGUUUUGGUUUCAUCACCUUCACCAAUCCAGAGCAUGCCUCAGAUGCAAUGAGAGCCAUGAAUGGAGAGUCUCUGGAUGGUCGCCAGAUCCGUGUGGAUCACGCGGGCAAGUCGGCCAGGGGAACUAGAGGGGGUGCCUUUGGGGCCCAUGGGCGUGGUCGCAGCUACUCUAGAGGUGGUGGGGACCAGGGCUAUGGGAGUGGCAGAUAUGACAGUCGACCUGGAGGAUAUGGGUAUGGAUAUGGAAGGUCCAGAGACUAUGGUGGCAGAAGCCAGGGUGGUUAUGACCGCUAUUCAGGAGGAAAUUACAGAGACAAUUACGACAACUGAGAUGAGGCAUGUGCACCUAAUGUAGAUACACAAGGAAUAAAACUUCUGGUCCAGGAUCAUCCUUCCAAAUGGCUGUAUUUAUAAAGAUUUUUGGAGCUGCACUGACACAUCUGUUUUAGUACAUCAACUUCUAUUUUUGAACUGAGCUCCCAAGGUAGCUUGUCACAAAGACCUUUUAGAAAGCUCCACGUGUUUUCUAAAAUUUUCUCCCUUUUAAAUACUAAUCCUGGGACAUUUGUAGAGUCUGGGUAUUUUUUUCCUUUUACCAGUUUUUCAGUUUGGACUCUCAGGAUUACUGAUCAUGGCAAAAAAUGUUUGUUCAGACUGCUUUUAAAAAAAUAGGCAUUUAAAAGCCUGUAUACAAUGUUUAUCAUGAUUAGGAAGAAAUUUCCAAAUGCAAGUACAAGAAAUCAAAGUAAUUAGAGGUGGUUUUUUUUUUAUUCAAGAUCACCACCCUAAGUAUACAGAAAUUUCUUAAAAUACUCACUGUGAAUGUCCUUUUUUUAGUACUGGAAGAAAAAAAUAUUCUGUUGUGUCUCAUUUAGCAUUUUAGGAUGUCCACGGAGCUGAUUAAAAAGUUGAAACAUGAAAACAACUGA
This is a messenger RNA of Odobenus rosmarus divergens (Pacific walrus), 1202 nucleotides long. RefSeq names its product RNA binding motif (RNP1, RRM) protein 3 (gene RBM3). The transcript has 7 exons. Gene Ontology annotation, cellular component: spliceosomal complex. Gene Ontology annotation, biological process: positive regulation of mRNA splicing, via spliceosome; regulation of translation. Bases 133 to 603 code for a protein of 156 amino acids. Gene Ontology annotation, molecular function: ribosomal large subunit binding; RNA binding. NCBI's taxonomy places the organism in Eukaryota, Metazoa, Chordata, Mammalia, Carnivora, Odobenidae. The record is from RefSeq and is a predicted model, not a curated record.